GAAAAACGCAAAGCUGAGGAAGCCCUCAGUGACCUAAGACGUCAGUAUGAAACAGAAGUAGGAGAUCUACAGGUGACCAUUAAAAGGUUAAAAAAGCUUGAAGAACAAUCAAGACACAUAAGUCAAAAGCAAGAUGUGACAGCAUUAAAGAAACAAAUUUAUGAUUUAACAAUGGAAAAUCAAAAACUCCAGAAAGAUCUUCUGGAAGCACAGACAAAUAUAGCCUUUCUUCAGAGUGAACUAGAUGCUUUAAAAAGUGAUUAUGCCGACCAGAGUCUGAAUUCUGAACGGGAUCUGGAAAUAAUCCGAGAGUACACAGAAGAUCGCAAUAGUCUUGAGAGGCAAAUUGAAAUCCUCCAAACAGCUAACAGGAAGCUACAUGACAGUAAUGAUGGCCUCAGGAGUGCACUAGAAAACACUUACAGCAAGCUCAACAGAUCCUUGCGUAUAAAUAACAUAUCACCAGGAAAUACAAUUUCUAGAAGCAGUCCCAAAUUUCAUCACCAUUCUUCUCAACCACUGGCCUAUGAUAGGUCAUUCCAUUCUUCAUAUGCAGAUGAGGAUUGUGACUCUUUGGCUCUCUGUGAUCCUCUGCAGAAGAUGAAUUAUGAAGUUGACAGCCUGCCUGAGAGCUGCUUUGACAGUGGCUUGUCUACUUUGAGAGACUCCAAUGAGUGUGACUCUGAGGUAGACUACAAGCAACAGGGAGGAUUUCAGAGUUUACACAGAACACAGGAAAGCCUUCGGGGAGAUGCAUCAGACACAGAUGUUCCGGAUAUAAGAGAUGAAGAAGCAUUUGCUUCUGAAAGUGUGGCCUCUGUCUUACACUGGAAGCCACAGGGGUCUGCUGGUGAGGGCAGUACUGUUAUUUCUUCCAGAAAGCCCAUCUCAGCUCUUUCAUCUCAAAUAAGCAUGGUGGAUGACAACUCCAAACAUACAUCUCAGAAGGCUUACAAGAUCGUGCUUGCAGGGGAUGCUGCAGUGGGAAAGUCCAGCUUUCUCAUGAGACUCUGUAAGAAUGAAUUUCAGGGAAACACAAGUGCAACCCUAGGAGUUGAUUUUCAAAUGAAAACUCUAAUUGUAGAUGGUGAACAAACAAUUCUUCAGCUCUGGGAUACAGCUGGACAAGAGAGAUUCAGAAGUAUCGCCAAGUCUUACUUCAGAAAAGCAGAUGGUGUCUUACUGCUGUAUGAUGUCACUUGUGAAAAAAGCUUUCUUAAUGUACGAGAAUGGGUGGAUAUGGUUGAGGAUGGAGCCCAUAGAACUAUUCCUAUCAUGUUAGUAGGAAACAAGGCUGAUCUUCGUGAUGUUUCUACUUCAGAGAAACAAAAGUGUAUAUCAGCAUAUCUAGGAGAAAAACUGGCCAUGACCUAUGGAGCAUUAUUCUGUGAAACAAGUGCCAAAGAUGGCUCCAAUGUGGUGGAAGCUGUUCUUCAUCUUGCUCGGGAAGUGAAAAAAAGGACAGAGGAUGAUGACAGCAGAUCCAUCACCAGUCUAGUUGGGUCCACUUCCAGAAAGUCACUGCAGAUGAAGAACUGUUGCAAUGGCUAAAUCUCUACUGUCCUUAGUUCAUAAAGUUACUGUUUCCAGAUUACUGAUUGUGGGACACUGGUUCUCCAUGGAGUGAUGCAUCAUAGCACACUGACCUAUGAAGAACUGCAGCCUGGCAAAUUGUGCUGCUCUUGCCUAUUUUCAGGAACUUUGGGCUUUCCUUGCUGUCUCAGCGAGCUGUUUGGGGUGUCUGGCCAUGUAGAACAGUAAGAGAAAAUAUGUUAAUAUUUUUAAUAUGAUAUAGUAAAACAAAACAGAAUUCUCAGAUCAGGUUAUUGAGAAACCACUUGUAAAAUUGCUUUGUAAGAAAACCUGUAGUGUGAAGUUAACCCGUGACAGUGUUUACUUAAAAUUUUGGGCAAAAGAGCAAAAUACUUUAUUUGUAUAUGGAAGUCAGUGCUUUCAUACAGAGAACAAGGAGACUAGCAGUAAAUUAUAUAAUACAACUUUAAACCAUGGGUGGCAUAAGAUAGCAUGAAUAUUUUCAUUUGGCAAAUCGGCUUUCCUGUUACCUAGCCUGAUAAAGUUGGGCAUGUCCAGCUCACAUUAGAUUUGUUCCCGUCUGUAAAACCAGGAAGUUGGUCUCCAGGGCCUCUUGGAUUCUGUAGCAUUUUAAGAAGCAGGAAGAGCACAGUGGUCCACAAUUGCUAAGGACCCUGUGAGGUCUACCUUUUGAUACUGGUUUUUCAAAUUUCUGAAAUAAGAAUAGAAUUUAUUUGAGAAAAUGGAAAUAUAUGGCUCUAGUGAAAAUAAAACUACUUUUUAAUGAAAAAAAAAGGUAUGUUUGAAAGUGCAUAUAACAAGAAAAUAGAAUUUCAGGAGGAAUUGUAAAAACUGUGGUUUAAAUUGUAUCUGAAAGUUUUAGUGAACACGUGUAUAACACAUACUAUUGAAAGAAGGAAGGCACAAAAAUGUAUUCCAUCUCGUGACUGACAGAGGCAGAUGGAAGAAGGGAGUUGGCACAAAUGGCCAGUGGGCAUGUGCCUUCUUACAGGGAUAGCCAGUGUCCUGGAACAAGCCUGACAGUGGUAGUGGUAUAAUUUUGAGUAUAGUAAAAACCCACCAAACUUUGUAUUUGGAAAUGAUAUUUGUAUUUUAUGAAUUUGAAUUAUGUUUAUGGAAAUUACAAAGGUACCUAGAAUAACUUAACAUUUUGCCAAAUGAAUAUAUUGUUGCUUUUUCACAAUGUCCUGGGCUCUAAAGCAUUAUCUGUAGCAUAAUGCCAGUCCCUUGGGCCCUGACUUCAAGCACUGACUUACUCUUUAAUGAAGAAUAGGACAUUGUUAUUAGGCAUGGCUUUGGAAAAUGCUGCAUUUAAAAAAGGACCAGCCUUUAAAAAGUUGAGUCUGUCCUUUAGAUAAUGUGAUUUGUAAAUGCUCAUCACCCAGAACACGGCUAGUCUUAUUUUUCUCCUAGAAACUGAAGUGCCUCCCACUCCUCCUGACCAAAUGUCUUUAAGAGCCAAAGGCCUCACUAUCUGACCCAAGAUGGGCCAGCAAAAACAGAUUUCCAAUCGUCUGAAACUACUAUAGGUCUAUGCUUUGGAUAGCUUACCCAGAACAUAAAUAAUAGCUGUUACUUUUUUAAGUUGUAUAACGUAUGCUCAAACUCUUUAUUUUUUUUGUUGUUGUUGAAUUAAAACUAUUCCUUGGGAUGGCAAGGCUUCUCAGAAAGUAAAAGUACUUGUUGCACAAGCUUGCCACUCUAAAAUCUGUUCCUGAACUCGCAGUGCAAGGGCAGAAUUGACUGCUGAAAGUGGUUCUCUGACCUUCACACGUGUGCCAUAGUGACCAAAUGAUAUGUGUGCAAACAUACACGUUGUAAUAAAUAGUUUUCAAGUAACACUUUCUUUUAAUAAAAGAAAGUGUUGUUGAUUUCCAUCAUCAAACUUUAAAACUUUAAAUUCUUUGAGCUUCCUUUUUUAGUAAAUGGAAAUUGUUUAGUUACAGUUAUAGGCAAAAGUGACAUUCGUUAUCCCUACUGAAAGGAUUCUGGGAUUUUAACAAGAAAACUAAAGCUUCAGUGAAUUCAUAGGAAUGAUUAUUUUAUGUUUACAGGUUUGCAUCAUCAAUUAAAAGAUUAUAUUUCUGAUCAGAAAGAAUACUCUGAUAGUGAGAAAUAAAUAGAGAUGACAGGUGAGUGUGAUUAUUUUUGUAACGUGGCACAAUUAAAAGUUCACCUUAGGGAGUAGGGAUCCUAGAUGAAUCUGAGUGUUACAUAUCGCUAGAUGGCACAUGUGUGUCACUCACGGAACAGACUGUGUUAGCAUGUAGCUUACCAUGUUCUCUUUAUUAUUUUUCCCAAAGUCCUUUUGUCUUCUACACUCUAUAAACAAGGUGUAUUGUUAAUGCAGAAGUUCUGCCUGGGGUUUGCUUCUGAUUGUGGGGCUAGAAUAGCUCUAUUGAUCAGAAAGUUGUCUAGAUUACUUGACUGACAAACCAAAAUAUUCAGUGAUCCUAAUAUACAAUAUUUAAAUUAGAAACUUUUAUCUCUGCUUAAUAAGCUUAUUUAAGGAAAAACUGAUUAAAAUCAUUUUUACCUGACUUGACAGAAGACUAUACUGUGAUUUCUCAAAGAUGUUCCCAAAUUUAAAGUAAAUUUAAGUACAUCGCUUCUCGGCCUUUUGGCUAAGAUCAAGUGAAGUAUAUUUAAGUAAAGACAAAAUAUGUAUUCAGUAUAAGCUUACUUUGAUAUAUUCACAUAUUUCUUGCAACUAGUUUAUCUUACAUUCAGUUUUCCUUAGGCACCUUUUAAAAUCACAGUGAUGGUAUAGACUCCUUUUAAAUGUACUCUUAACAAAUUGGAUAAUAUUUUAAUUUUGUUAUGAAAAAUUAUGUUGGAGAAGUAGGCAUUUUUUCACUGUUAACUUCUAGCGUAUUUAUUUUUGUAAUUUAUUGUUCUUCUUCUAACCAUUGAUUAUUUAAUACUGUGUUAUCUAAAGAUAAAAUUGAGAUAAAAGGUAAAGACUUACUUUCCUAUUUCUACAGUGAUUAGCCUCAGAUUAUUGUUUUUAUAGGCUUUUAUUAUUUAUAUGUGUAAGAAAUUCUGUUUUGUAUAUGACAAGUUAGCAACUGAGUCACUAUUAUAUGAUUUUGAUUUGUAUGGUUUACAUUUUCACAUUUUGAGCUGUAUUUCACUUAUACUGUUUAUAUUGUUUCAAACCAUUGAUAAUGAUACCUUAAAGUAUAAUUGCAUAGCAAUGCAAAUAUCUAAGCAAUACAAACUGUGCCUUGAAAAUGCAA
This is a messenger RNA of Psammomys obesus (fat sand rat), 4793 nucleotides long. It is a transcript of the gene Rasef, whose product is annotated as RAS and EF-hand domain containing. The record is from RefSeq and is a predicted model, not a curated record. Lineage: Eukaryota; Metazoa; Chordata; Mammalia; Rodentia; Muridae. The annotation marks the transcript as partial. The transcript has 14 exons. Gene Ontology annotation, molecular function: GTP binding; GTPase activity.